Messenger RNA from Thunnus maccoyii (southern bluefin tuna), 1926 nucleotides. Its product is annotated as ankyrin repeat domain-containing protein 61-like. Bases 550 to 1830 code for a protein of 426 amino acids. NCBI's taxonomy places the organism in Eukaryota, Metazoa, Chordata, Actinopteri, Scombriformes, Scombridae. The transcript is spliced from 5 exons. The record is from RefSeq and is a predicted model, not a curated record. Gene Ontology annotation, molecular function: protein binding.
GUCAUUAGUGUAAAGGGGCCGAUUACAAUUUUGCAACAUUACAUUAUAAACAUAAAUCUUACAGGACAGAUACUGUAUCCUGUAUUCAAAUUUGGAAAUACUGUAGAUUUUUUUCUGCAUUAAGAAGAUGGAUUGUUAAAGCUUACAUGCUUACCAAAGUAAAAAUUCCUGUGCUUUUUUAAAAGUAAAAUACUGAAGUGGCACCAGCACUUGAACAACUUGUUAACUACCCCAAAGGAGGGUGUCACCAGUCCCCAUAAUUGGCCCCAAAUGCACCAAGAAGUUAUCAGUUGCAACAGGAAGGCUGUACAUCAAACUUAGACAUGUAACUCUAAAACCCGCAUGAGGAAAUCAACACAUAACGGAGAAAACAGAAGUAGCGCUUGACAACACCAGGAUGGAAGUAGCAUUUUGAUACUCAAUCCUCAAACUGCCAAAUUCUCUGAAAAAUGUGUGUUUGCAUCGACAAACCAGAAUAACCAGCUUUGAACCACUGCGUACCUUCUCAAAAACUGAACACAGACAGCAGUGAAGCUGCAAUGCCUGGUCAUGUUGGAGGAGGACAAAGCAAGUGAGGAUAGGAGCGCUAACAUUACCAUGUUAUACAACAAUGAAUUUUACACUGCCAUUAUGGACGAAGACCUGAGAUGUAUCGAAGACAUGUCAAAAAAGUACGGCAGCAACUUUCUCAUCAAGAUAAAGGAUGGCGCACCUGGAAAAGUUUUCCUGAAGGGGCUUGCCAUCCUCCCCCUUCAUCUGGCUGCUUCUUACAGAAGAGUACAGAGCAUGCAGAGCCUGAUGUCAGCAGGGGCAGACCCUGAAAUUAGGGACCAGCUGGGUCGAACCACACUGCACUUGCUGAUAUCCGCUUGGCCGAGCAUCCUGACUACUUGGCUAAAACCGGGUUCCAAGCUCCAGACUGCUGCGAUCGGCGUGUGUGGGCAGGCAGAGGCCUGUCUACGGCUCCUCUGUGAGCACGGAGUUAACAUCAGUGCAGAGGUGGAGGGAGAGAGCCACCAGACAGCUCUCCACCUAUCAGUAAGCUACGCGGCUCUGUCUGCUGUCCAGAUUCUGGCCAGCUACGGUGCUGAUGUUAAUGCUGUGGACAGCAGUGGGAUGACGCCACUGCACAUGGCCGCUGGGAUCCUGCAUAAGGAUAUUAUAGCCAUCUUGAUCAGGCAGGGAGCAGAUAUCAACAUGGGAGUGAAGCACUCUGGGAAUACUCCUCUGCACCUGGCUGUCGUGGCAAUGGCUAUGAAGACCAGUAAAACCCUGGAAGAAGACAUUAGCUGCAUCUCUGAGCUGCUAGAAGGGGGCGCUGAGCCAGACGCAGUGAACAAAGCCGGAAUGACGCCUUUACAGGAAGCGUGCAGCAUGGGCAACAAGGAACUUGUGGACCUGCUGCUGAGGUACGGCGCAAACAUCAAUAAGCUGAGCAGAUCAGGGGAGAACUGUCUGUUCCUGUUCCUAAACCACAGGCCUAACAUAAGGAACAGCUCUCUGCUGGUGAAACUACUCAGCCUGACGUCCCCGCUCACAGUCUACAACCAAAAAGGCCACCUGCCCUCAGCCUUGACACUACCAUGUUUCUUCAAACAGAGAGACCAGCUAUUAAAACUCAGCCAACAGCCAAGGAGGCUUCAGGACAUUUGCAAGAGUGAUAUUUAUCUAAAACAUAUCCGAGGCAAGAGAGAAGAGUUGAGAAAAAUACUGCCUGAGAGGCUGUAUGACUUUACAUUCAAUUACUGGGAGAAUAUACAUAACAUCUCCUUUAUGACAGACGGUGAAAUGGAUUCUUUUAAUAGUGUUUUUAAUAUCACUUCUAGUUGACACAUGUGUCGAUGUACACUGCAAAGGCUUGCUUUAAGCUACAGAAAUCUCACACAUACAAUGUGCCAAACAUAUGCUAAUAAAAUCAAAUCUAUU